GAGAUCUUGACUGAUGUAAACGGAGCCUGUUUUGCUUUCCUCUUUCUUUUCCAGUUCGAUUUCGAUUUACCUUUUAUCUCCGUGCUCUCCAUCCAGUUUCACUUCUACUCUUCCACCUCCCCCGCAUACAAUCGACUCCGAAUCCAUUGGCACCGUUAGAUUUGAUAGGAUGGCGCCCCCUAUUACUGUUGUGCCGUCGCUUGAGGCCGCAAAGGAUGUAAUUAGCCACUCGAAAGAUGCUCAAUAUCCCCCCAACCUGCUCCCACUUACUGCGUCUAUCCCCGCCGACUUGUUGACACCUACAGUGGCAUAUCUGAAGGUUGCGGAGAAAUCCAAACUAUCAUUCCUCUACGAGAGUGCUGCGACCACGGAGACAAUUGGGAGAUAUAGUUUUGUGGGAGCUGAUCCCCGAAAAGUUCUCAAGACUGGCCCCGGUCACGGCCCCGAGUGUGAUCCUCUUCCGAUCCUGGAGAGAGAGAUCGCUGAUUACCGCGUUGCGACAGUACCCGGCUUGACGCUACCACCACUCACGGGCGGUGCUAUUGGUUACGUCGGAUACGACUGUGUGAGGUACUUUGAGCCCAAGACGGCCCGGCCUCUCAAGGAUGUGCUCGGAAUCCCAGAGUCGCUGUUCAUGCUGUUUGAUACCAUUGUCGCAUUCGAUCACUUUUACCAGGUCAUCAAAAUCAUUACCUUCGUUCCUAUCACACAUGUCGACUCGGAUUUCGAAACCGAGUACCGGAAAGGCGAAGACGUGAUCAAGCGCACUAUUGAACGACUCCUCCGACCCGAGACCCCGCUACCUCCCCAAGGUCCGAUCAUUCCCAACCAGGAGUACACAUCCAAUAUCGGGCGCGAGGGGUACGAGCGGCACGUGCUGAAACUCAAGGAGCACAUCUCCAAAGGCGAUAUCUUCCAGACUGUGCCAUCCCAACGGCUGUCUCGUCCUACCUCCCUCCACCCAUUUAACCUCUUCCGUCAUCUGCGCACAGUCAACCCUUCUCCAUACCUAUUCUACAUCGACUGCGAAGACUUUCAGCUCGUUGGUGCUAGUCCAGAGCUUCUGGCGAAGGAGGAAAAGGGCCGUAUCAUUACCCAUCCCAUCGCCGGCACCGUCAAGCGUGGCAAGUCGCCGGAGGAGGACGAGGCGCUCGCAGAGGAGCUACGAGGCAGUCUAAAGGACCGUGCGGAGCAUGUCAUGUUGGUGGAUCUGGCACGUAACGAUGUUAACCGCGUGUGUGACCCGACCACCACUCAGGUGGACCGGUUGAUGGUGGUCGAGAAGUUCUCGCAUGUGCAACACCUGGUGUCACAGGUAUCGGGUAUUCUGCGGCCGGAUAAGACUAGGUUCGACGCGUUCCGGUCCAUCUUUCCCGCCGGCACGGUCUCCGGGGCGCCCAAAGUGCGGGCUAUGCAACUGAUUGCCGAGUUGGAGGGCGAGAAGCGCGGAGUGUAUGCUGGCGCGGUGGGCUACUUCGGAUACAACAUCGCCAGCACGGACGGAGCAACAGAAACGCCGGGUGCUAUGGAUACCUGCAUUGCACUCCGGACGAUGAUGGUCAAGGACGGGGUGGCCUACCUCCAAGCAGGUGGUGGAAUUGUCUUCGAUUCGGACCCGUAUGACGAGUAUAUGGAGACGAUCAAUAAAUUGGGCGCCAACAUUGCCUGUAUCAAGGGGGCGGAAGCGAAGUAUUUGAGCAUGGAGGGAGAACAAUCAUAGACUCAAAGCGGUCUCUUAGCUUUCUUUUCUUUCUUCGGAUUCUCUUGUUCCUCUUUGUUGAUAGGGAAUUGAAUGACGACUACGAUCUAGAGCGAUGGGAAAACAAUGAAGUCCUUCACAAAUUUUAUUUUAUAUUAUUUUCUUCUUUUUGUUCCUUUCAUCCCAAGUUCCCACACUCUGAUUGGAUCACAAGGUGUUAUGGGGAUUCGUGUUGCGAAGGGUAUUUACUACUCAAGCUAGGUAAGGAAAUGUCGGCACCGUAUUAGUUAAGUCGGAGUGCCUGAACUGAAUUGACAU
This is a messenger RNA of Aspergillus pseudonomiae, 2017 nucleotides long. It is a transcript of the gene trpE, whose product is annotated as anthranilate synthase TRP2. The transcript is spliced from 5 exons. Gene Ontology annotation, biological process: L-tryptophan biosynthetic process. The coding region runs from base 170 to 1720 and encodes 516 amino acids. The record is from RefSeq and is a predicted model, not a curated record. Lineage: Eukaryota; Fungi; Ascomycota; Eurotiomycetes; Eurotiales; Aspergillaceae. Gene Ontology annotation, molecular function: anthranilate synthase activity.